Mixia osmundae IAM 14324 is the source of this 1317-nucleotide messenger RNA. RefSeq lists its product as uncharacterized. The transcript is spliced from 2 exons. The record is from RefSeq and is a predicted model, not a curated record. Gene Ontology annotation, molecular function: purine nucleosidase activity. Bases 1 to 1317 code for a protein of 438 amino acids. Gene Ontology annotation, biological process: purine nucleoside catabolic process. Gene Ontology annotation, cellular component: cytosol. Lineage: Eukaryota; Fungi; Basidiomycota; Mixiomycetes; Mixiales; Mixiaceae.
AUGUCAUUGCCGCCCCAUGCGUUGAGCUACAUUGCCGCCGCUGCCCAAUGUCAGGACAGUCGAGCGCAGUACAUCUGGCUCGACGUUGAUCCCGGUCACGACGACGCUUUGGCCAUCCUCGCCGCCGUGCAUUUGCCUCAGAUCGCAGUCUUGGGAGUCUCGGCAGUACAUGGCAAUGCCUCCCUGCCCAAUACGACCCUCAAUGCUGCCCGAUGUCUCGAAGCAUUCGGUGCACCGCCAGAGAUUGCAGUCUACGCAGGUUGCUCCAGACCCCUCUUGCGGCCGCGUGUCGACGCAGCAGACAUUCACGGCUCAGAUGGCCUGGGCGGGGUAGAGGGACUACGGACGCUAUCGGAUGCCGCAGUACUUGGUCGUGUCAAUCGUUCGGGAGGCUUACAUCCGAGUACGGCCAUCGCGCUCGCAUGUGAAGUCGCCCAAAAGCGCGGCAAGAAGCUCACCCUCGUCGCUGCCGGUCCCCUCACCAACGUAGCCCUCUUUGUCUCCCUCUAUCCUCUGCUCGUUCGCGAUGCUCUGGCAGAGAUCGUCAUCAUGGGAGGCGCAGUCGGCGUCGGCAACAAGACCCCAGUAGCAGAAUACAAUAUCGUCUGCGAUCCGGAUGCAGCUCAGAUUGUGCUCGAUGCGGAAGUCAUCGUUCGUAUGAUCCCCCUCCAGUGUACCCACCAAGCAAUCUUAGACGGUCCUACACACGCUCUCAUCAGAAAUCCAGACGCUAAAGACACUGUCGCUGCACUGACAACGCCUGCAGUCUCACCGCUACGAACCAUGAUAUCCUCGCUCGUCACCUUCUUUGCAGAGACCUACAGAGACGCUUUUGGCUUCAGCCACGGCCCGCCCAUGCAUGACGUCCUCACCGUCAUGUACGUUGCCCUUCCCGAGCUCUUCACCGGCAAGCGCUACAGAGUCGACGUGGAGCGCUCUAGCCCCCUCACGCUCGGUCAGACCGUCGUAGACGUCUAUGGCGCCAAGUCAGCGAGUCUCGCUGCAAUGGCCGAGCCAGAGUCUGCUCAAUCUUGGGGUCCAGCCGGCAAGAACGUGUGGGUAGGAGAGAGUGUGCAGACCGUCAAGCUAUGGCAACACUUGCUCGAGUGUAUCAAGCAGUGCGACCGCGUCAGUCCUCUCAACAUCGCCUCGUCAAGCGCCGAGAGCACACCCAAGGCUAAUGCUACAGACGCCCUCGAAUCGCCCACUCCCUCGCUACCUGACGAGCCAGAUCCGACUCCUUCUGCCCUGGCCGACUCAAUAAAAGACAUCUUCGUCAAGACGCCGUCAAAUGGCAUCGGCGGCGGAGACAGCUAA